AUGGCCCGUCUCGUUCCUCGCCGCCCCAUGGUUGAGAAGCGUCAGUCAAAGUCCUGCAACGGAAGCGGUUCUUGGGCCAAGCAGGCGGUCCUGAAAGACAGCGUAGUAGAGGCGUGCCUUUACCUCAGUCAGUUUCCUUCUUCCUUUCUACCCAGCCUACCGGGCGCUAAUGAAGACUAUGUAGAGGACACUGCUCUGGGCCAGACCCGAGUUUAUGAACGCCCUGGGUUCAACUCCGCCGGUAACCCCAUGACGAUACACUAUACGAAGCAGAGGAACAUCAACGAGGGCGACCAGCUCUCUGAGUGUGUCAACGCUGAAAUCUGGCUCAUUGAUAACUGCCAUGGCAACAAUCAGGACAGUCGCGGCGGCUUCGUGACUUGGAGCAAUGGCAACAGAUACGGUGUCGAUCCGCAGACCCACAACUGCAACUGCUAG
This is a messenger RNA of Chaetomium globosum CBS 148.51, 438 nucleotides long. RefSeq lists its product as uncharacterized. Lineage: Eukaryota; Fungi; Ascomycota; Sordariomycetes; Sordariales; Chaetomiaceae. The transcript has a single exon. Bases 1 to 438 code for a protein of 145 amino acids. The record is from RefSeq and is a predicted model, not a curated record.